Molecule: messenger RNA, 1743 nt
Organism: Chaetomium strumarium
Lineage: Eukaryota; Fungi; Ascomycota; Sordariomycetes; Sordariales; Chaetomiaceae
Exons: 2
Coding region: 378-1472 (364 amino acids)
Molecular function (GO): oxidoreductase activity, acting on the CH-OH group of donors, NAD or NADP as acceptor
Source: RefSeq, a predicted model, not a curated record
GGUCGAAGAAUCUGCUCUUUAAAUAUCCAGGGUCAAACAACCUGACGGUUUCCUGAGCUGUCAGGUUUCAAUCAGAACUCACGCAGUUUUGUUGUCGCUAUUGAGGAGCCCAGGUACCUUAGACGUACCUUGAACCCCGCAGUCCCGACUUACACGCCAGACACAAGCUCAACACUCUUUGCCCACCACAAGCAGAAGUGCUUGCGUGGACCUCUACUUGGCAGGCACGCCGAUUUAUCUCCCCGUGAACGAACCGCAUCGACUUCAGGCACAUUCAGCACAUUCACUCAAAUACCUUCGCUGGGUAUUCGGUAACCUUGAGGUCCUUCAAUCUCAUCUCUUCAACCUUAUUCCAAUCCAUCUCAAACUCUACUACAAUGGCUGCUGUUGCUCGGACUGCCCGCUUGGCUUCGCGCCUUGCCACCACCCCUCUUCAGACCGUCGCCCGGCCGGCGGUCUUUGUGGGCGCCCAGCGUGCCGCCUUCUCUGUGUCGGCGAAGAGGACGAAGUCCGAGGUCAUCAAGGAGACCGAGAUCCCCGUCUCGGUGUACAACCCGGAUGCCAAGGGUGUCGCCUCCUCUAGCUCGGUCGACCACUUCAAGAUUCCAGUCCAGCCCGUCACUUCGGGCAAGCCCACCCCCGACGAGGACGCGGUCCAGCCGCUGCAGAACAACGUGUACGGCCAAAUGCCCCGCACCCUCCAGAGGAUGACUGUCAAGGACAAGGUCAUCAUUAUCACUGGUGGCGCCCGUGGCCUUGGGAACCACAUGGCUCGUGCCUGCGCCGAGGCCGGUGCAAAGGCUAUCGCCAUUUUCGACGCCAACCAGGACCUUGGCGACGAGGCGGCAGCUGAGCUGCACCAGAAGACGGGCCUCCCCGUCUCGUUCUUCAAGGUUGACGUUCGCGAUGGCAACGCCAUCAAUGCCGCCGUGCAGAACGUGGUGGAUCUCUACGGCACCCCCGACGUGCUGGUCAACUCGGCCGGUAUUGCCGACUCCAACAUCCCCGCCGAGACCUAUGACCCGGCCAUGUUCCGUCGCCUCAUCGACAUCAACCUCAACGGCUCUUUCCUCAUGGCGCAGGCCGUCGGCAAGGCCAUGAUGGCCGCCGGAAAGCCCGGCUCCAUCAUUCUCGUCGCCUCCAUGUCGGGUAGCAUCGUGAACUACCCCCAGGAGCAGUCGUGCUACAACGCUUCCAAGGCCGGUGUUAUCCAGCUCGGCAAGUCGCUCGCUGCCGAGUGGGCCAAGUACAACAUCCGUGUCAACUGCAUCUCCCCCGGCUACAUGGACACCGCCCUGAACAAGGUCCCCGCGCUCGAUGCGCAGAAGAAGAUCUGGAAGUCGCGCACCCCUCAGGACCGCCUCGGCGCUGUUGACGACCUCAACGGCCUGUGCGUAUUCCUUGCGUCUGAUGCCUCUGGCUUCAUGACCGGCUCGAACGUCAUCAUUGACGGUGGCUACACGCUCUACUAAGCGGGCAUUUCCGGGACACAUGGGAUUCAUUGGCUUGGCGGGAUACCCCUAUAGACGGCUUACUGGGUUUUUAUGGUUUCAGACAUGGUGUCUUUUCGGCAACAACGAUCUCAACGAAUGGAUUGCAGAAGGGUAAUCAUGAGUGCAGGGCUUUCGAGCUUGGGUUUUGCAACGGCGGCUUUGGAGGGUCGGUUUUCAUUUUUUCGCAUCUCUAGUCGUUUCUCUAGCAUGUUUGCCUGCUUUGGUCUUCAGGGUCGGCGCACAACAGAUA